Messenger RNA from Gossypium arboreum, 555 nucleotides. RefSeq lists its product as uncharacterized. The transcript has a single exon. NCBI's taxonomy places the organism in Eukaryota, Viridiplantae, Streptophyta, Magnoliopsida, Malvales, Malvaceae. The coding region runs from base 1 to 555 and encodes 184 amino acids. The record is from RefSeq and is a predicted model, not a curated record.
AUGGAUCAUACUUUGCUAAGCUGUAAUAUUGCAGUGUCGGAGUGGAGUUCUAUUUCCUCAAACUUUAAUCAAUUUUCUGAUGUUGAUUUCUUGUGGUCUCAGGUGCGAUCUGCUGCUUUGGGUCAAUGUUGCAGGAUUUUGACAAUUGCUUGGUGUCUAUGGUUUCAUCGAAAUUUGAUUGUUUGGAAACAAACAGAUGUGUUUGCUGCUGAGAUAGUUGCCAAAGCGGAUCGGUUUUUGACUGAAUGGAAGGAUGCUCGGGCUGCUUUUACAAGGGUGCAGCGAUUUUCAAUGAGUUUCGUUAAUAGCCGGGUUGAUUGGGAGAAGCUGGUUGUUGAUCUGUUCAAGUGUAAUGUGGGCGCUGCAUCUUCUUUUAGGUUGGGAUGUUCUUCUUUUUCAGCUAAUAUCUGGGAUCAUAAUAGCACGUGUUUUAGAGGAUGCUCAGUAACGAUAAACACUACGUGGGAGGUUCGAAUGGCUGAGUUGCUCCCCAUAAGAGAGGCUCUUUCUUGGAUGAAUACGCUAAAUGUUGCGAAUGUAGUGUUAGAAUCGUGA